Molecule: messenger RNA, 837 nt
Organism: Fusarium musae
Lineage: Eukaryota; Fungi; Ascomycota; Sordariomycetes; Hypocreales; Nectriaceae
Exons: 2
Coding region: 1-837 (278 amino acids)
Cellular component (GO): cytoskeleton
Molecular function (GO): actin filament binding
Source: RefSeq, a predicted model, not a curated record
AUGUCUUCUACAACUACCACGACAACCUCCAAGGCUUCAUUAUCUACAAGUCAACCCAAAAAUAGACUCCAUCAAAUUCCACAAUUUCCCACCCUCGAAGCGAAAAGACGAUGGCAAUUGGAGCAAAUGGCGGGCGCCUUUCGCAUAUUUUCGAGAUUGGGCUUCGCUGAUGGAGGGAGUGGCCAUAUCAGUCUUAGAGACCCAGUUCAACCAGACACAUUUUGGCUAAAUCCUUAUGGAGUCCAUUUCGGCCUCUUGAAGGUGUCUGACAUGGUUCAUGUGAAUGAAGAUGGAGAACGUAUCGGUGGCGCAGAUAGGCCCGUGAAUACUGCCGGGUUUAUCAUCCAUGCAGCUAUCCAUAAACGACGGCCUGAUAUCAAUGCUGCAUGCCACUUCCACAGCCCCUAUGGCCGUGCAUGGUCCACCUUUGGAAAACCCAUAGACAUGUUAAAUCAGGAUAGUUGCAUGUUCUAUAAUGACCUUGCGGUAUAUGCCAACUUCGGUGGCGUCGUAUUUGCUAAAGAGGAGGGUAUGCGGCUCGCUGACACAUUGGGCCCGACCAAAAAGAACCUGAUACUACAGAAUCACGGUAUCUUGACAUCUGGCGGCACUAUUGCUGAAGCAGCUGCCUUCUUCAUCGCUUUGGAGAGAGCUUGUCAGUCACAGCUUCUGGUUGAAGCGUCUUUGGCCGGCUCGCGGUUACAAAAGACGUUUGUGGGUGACGAAGAGGCUCAGUACACAAAGGAUGGAACUGGAACCCCAGAGGUUAUGUACAUGCAGUUCGAGCCAGAAUACCAAUACAUUCUGGCUAGGUCUGGGGGCGACUUUUUGCAAUAG